This is a messenger RNA of Penicillium salamii, 1731 nucleotides long. NCBI's taxonomy places the organism in Eukaryota, Fungi, Ascomycota, Eurotiomycetes, Eurotiales, Aspergillaceae. The record is from the annotation of a GenBank genome assembly.
AUGUUCAGUGGCUCCUCGAGUCCACCCAAAGACAAAGUAGACACUCUCCCGGAGACCGGCCUCGACCCUAGCUCCUUGACCAUCCAGACCGACACCACCGGUACCACCGGCACUAGUCCACGCGAGAAGAGGUUCUCUCAAUUCUCUCCCCCAGGCGCUGGAUUUUUCCGUCGAACAAGUGAGGAUCAGGGUCCCACCGGAGAGAAAAAGCGCCGAAGCAGCACUGUCACCAAAGCUGCCAACUUUUUCAGCAACGCAAAGAGCUCUUUGAGUAUAAACGGUCGGGACAGCUCGUCUUUCAGUACCAGCCCUUCCAUCGCGGAAAGCCCGCUCCAGAAGCUUGGAAAGAUGGACCCCGCCCUGAGCGUCCCCCAAGGUUCUUUCAACAACUCUGCUGGAGAGUCUGCGCCAACCGCUCGAUCAUCAUUCCGCGUCGGUGUGACCGAAGACCGUAACCGAAAAUGCCGUCGUACAAUGGAGGAUACCCAUGCCUAUCUCUACAACUUCUUGGGCACCCCCGCACCGGGUUCACCCGGCACAAAUGGCGCUCCCCUGGGGACUAGUGCGUCGCAAGCAUCUGAGGAGUCCUCCAAUGUCGUAGAAACAGACAAUGGAUAUUUCGCGAUCUUUGACGGUCAUGCGGGAACAUUUGCAGCAGAGUGGUGUGGAAAGAAGUUACAUUUGAUUCUCGAGGAGGUCAUGCGCAGAAGCCCCAACACCCCCGUUCCAGAGCUUCUUGAUCAGACUUUUACGAGUGUGGAUCAGCAACUGGAGAAGCUUCCUGUCAAGAAUUCUGGAUGUACCGCCGUCACCGCCGUGCUCAGAUGGGAGGACCGCGUACCCAGCUCACAGUCAGCAACCGGAUCUUCAGCACUUGCACCUGCGGCUGCUGCGGCUACAAAGAAUGCCGAGAACACCGAGACCCCAACCCAAGAUUCCCCGGGCAAUGUUUUGCCGAAACUGCAGGACAAAGCUAUACGCUCUCGGGUUCUGUAUACGGCAAAUGUGGGCGAUGCGCGCAUCGUAUUAUGUCGCAAUGGGAAAGCACUUCGCCUUUCCUAUGACCAUAAGGGAAGUGAUGAGGCCGAAGGCAGGCGAAUCUCCAAUGCCGGAGGAUUGAUCUUGAACAACCGCGUCAAUGGAGUGCUGGCUGUUACCCGUGCGCUAGGUGACGCCUAUCUAAAGGAUCUCGUGACCGGACAUCCCUAUACAACAGAGACGGUCAUCCAGCCAGAUGCUGAUGAGUUCAUCAUUCUGGCUUGCGAUGGUCUAUGGGACGUAUGCAGCGACCAAGAAGCAGUAGAUCUGAUCCGAAACGAGCAUGACGCCCAACAAGCUUCCAAGAUCUUGGUUGAUCACGCACUUGCCCGAUUCAGCACCGACAAUCUGUCCAUCAUGGUCAUCCGACUUGAUUCCAAUCGCGUCAAGGACGUCGUCAGCAGCAAUGCAGACCCGAUAGGUGUGGAUGGCGAUAACACAACAUCCCAAGGCAUGAGUGAAGCCGAUAAUAUCGUCGAAGGAGCACGGAAAUCCAUUGCUUCAUCAGGCCUAGCGAACGACCCAGAAGCGGCCGAGAAAGCCACCAACGACACACUCCAGAAGAUGGCCAGCCAUAGCCAUAAACAGGAGCCUGGACCUGAGAUGUCUAUUAAUGAGAGUAACGACCUUCCCUCUGUGGAUAUCUUGAGUCCGAACAAGAGUCCCAGUAACCCCUCUGGCUCAAUGAAGUGA